GAUUCAUAUUGCCGAGGCUGUUAUUUGUGUUCUGGACUUAACUGGCUGGGCUAGGCAGAUAGGAAGGACCGAAUAGCACCCAAGACUGCUCAGGGCAUACGUUAUAACAGUGGCGACGGGGAUUUUGGUACGCAAAAGAAAAAAGUAUACAGUUUUCGACGGGGAUUCUGGAAAAAAAUACAGCAACCCAAUACUGUUCGUACUAUUUCAAGUAUCAUUUGCAUUCGAUCAGUAAAAUCCACUCCUCUCUAAUUGCACGUUCAUAUAUAUAUUACGGACGCAUACGUUAUAACAGUGGCGACGGGGAUUUUGGUACGCAAAAGAAAAAAGUAUACAGUUUUCGACGGGGAUUCUGGAAAAAAAAUACAGCAAUCAAGACUGCAUCGUACGAUUUCAAGUAUCAUUUGCGUCCGAUCAAUAAAUUCACUCCUCUCUAAAUUGGCGUUCAUAUAAAUUACGGGCCCAUACGAUAUAACAACUGACGACAGGGUAAAAAAAUGGCUUUAACUUCCGAUCAAUUUCAGUUGCUAAUUCAGAGACAAGAGCAGCGUUUUAAAAAGAGUCAGUUGGAUUUCAUUGACAAGUUACACGCGACGCUGCUGAAUCACCCAUGCUUUGGGGGUGCAACGGAAGUUGACGCAUUGAUUUCUAAAUUGCGUACGGAACUGGAAGUCGAUUACAGAACAAAUGAAUAUGCAGAGGAAAGCCUCUAUGAAUCCGCGAAAAACAGUAAUUUAGAUGCAGCAGUAACAGUCCUACAUGAUCAGCCCAGUAGUCCGGUGCUGCCUGUUUCAGAAACGUGCCCGGUAGUGGAUUCAAACACCACUAUCCCUGAAUUAGCAGGUCCGAACAGUGAUGCUCCCAGCUCUCAGCAACAUGAUGCCAUGUCAAAUGCUCAUGAAAUUGCUGCAGUACCCGCCCACGAAGAAAUGGGAAGCAAAUCGAGCAGUAUAUUGAAUGCAGAGGCGCCAAAUGAAAUUAUUCAUGAUACGGAAAAUUUUUCUAAUGAAUCUAAUGAUCAAAAUUAUCUAAUUGUUCUGCCAGAUCCCGAUUAUUUUACUGAUUCAUAUGUUCCAGUUCAAAUCUCUUAUAAAAAUGGGAGAAAAAUAUCGGAUGCAUUAAAUGAUAAUCAAGAAUCCAAUACAAAUUUCAUAGAUACUGAUUAUCCUAAUGAUUCAUUAUUUACUAAUGAGGUUCCGAGUAAAUUCAAGGAAACUGUUUCAGAAGAAUCAGACGCUGGUGACCUCAAAUCGAAUGUAGUCGAUCCUCACGAUCUAAUAAGUUCUCGUGGAUUCUCAGCUAAAUACGACGAAUAUGUUUUAAAUAAUGUCACAAUAACGGUAACUUGGGUACAUGAGGAUCCAACAGUCUUUCGUGGGGGAGGAUGAAUUCGAGAAAUUAAAAAUCCGGAUGUCGACUCCGGAUUUCUCAAAAAGGGGAGGUGUUAUAUCCCCUGGUGAAUUAUGAAUCGUAAAUCUGAGGUCUAUUAUCGACCAAUGUAUUAUGCCUAUUUCUUAUUGUACAGUUGUUACGUAACUAAAUUAUUCAUAUUCGUGUUUUCUAUUAUUUUGAUCUUUGAUUUAUGAUCAUACGAUUCUUGAGUUAUAAUCAGUGUAUUGAUUACUUUGCUUUGUAUAAAAACUCAGUAUGUUUGUAAAUAAUGAUUCAUAUUGCCGAGG
This is a messenger RNA of Schistosoma rodhaini, 1679 nucleotides long. The record is from the annotation of a GenBank genome assembly. Lineage: Eukaryota; Metazoa; Platyhelminthes; Trematoda; Strigeidida; Schistosomatidae.